GUGGGAGGUGCCCAAGGGAAGCCCGGCCAUGGCACUCCGGCUCCGGCCUGCUCGCCAUGGUGGCCACGGGGCACAGGUUGGAGUGGAACUUGCAGGGCCCUUCCGAGCCCGGGCAUUCUGUGAUUUGUGACAUCACAGCCUCUGGGGACAGCAGGGUGGCUGGCAAGUGCCCCCAGCCGUUCCGUGCCCAGAGCCCCUGCAGACCUCAGUGUGCAGAGACGUCCAGAGCCUGUGUGGUGGUGGCAGCUCCUCCUGCGCACCACCAUGGCUGGCCAGGGCGGCUCCUGGAUGCUGCAGGUGUACCUGCUGGCGCUCCUGGUCCAUCCCCUCGACCCCUCCAGCCGUCCUGAGCGGGGCACCUCGGGCCUGCUUCCCGAGGAGCUGGAGCUGCAGGACACGGCCAAUGAGGCCGGCCCGUGGGGGGACCUGGCGCUGCUGUUCUGGACCUGCUUCCUGGGAGACGUGCUGGUCGCGGGCGUCGUCCUGGGCUGCUGCUGCCUCGGCAGAAGGUUCUGGAGACGCCGCAGAAAGGAGCAGAGCCGGGACCAUUCGGGCCGUGCCGGAGCCCGCUGCCGCUGCUGCCGGGGCCGCGGCUGCCCCACGACGCUGAUGCAGCUGCUGAGGCAGAACCGCGCCCUGCUGCAGCUGUGCCUGAACCACCCGCCCCGCAGGGCCCCGGGCCGAGGGAGAAGCGCCGGGGCCGUCGGAGAGAGGAGAGUCCGGUCCCACUCAGCGCCGAGUUCCACCGCGGCGCGGAGCUCCGGGGCAUGUGUGACCAGCGGCAUCCCCAUCUCCAGAGCUGGAGACACCCCAGCCUCAGUCCACCGUUUCCCGACACCUCUCCCAAAAGAAACUGACAUUUCCUUUAGUAUUCCCCUUCUAGAAGUUCAAGUAGUUUAG
Molecule: messenger RNA, 900 nt
Organism: Taeniopygia guttata (zebra finch)
Lineage: Eukaryota; Metazoa; Chordata; Aves; Passeriformes; Estrildidae
Source: RefSeq, a predicted model, not a curated record